AUCCGCGUCAGGCGGAUCGGCGCUCGUCUGCCCGCGCCUGUUGCCCGCUUCCGCUGUCGCGUUGGCGCCGCGGGGAUCCGGCGGGGUCUGAGGGCGCCAUGACCAACGUUUACUCCCUGGACGGGCUCCUCGUGUUUGGGCUGCUACUGGUUUGCACUUGUGCGUACCUGCGGAAGGUGCCCCGACUGCGCACCUUGCUCCUGUCUGAGCGCAGGGGGAUCUGGGGAGUCUGCCACAAGGCUGCUGUGAUUGGGACCCGCCUGCACGUGGCUGUGUCCGUGUCCUGUAUACUCAUGGCUCUCUAUGUCCUCGUGGGAAAGUGAUCACAUGGGGACCUGCUGGUGACCUGAGAGACGCCCUAGGACAGACUAGAAAUCCGGUGACUGAUUCCGAAGACCCCAGUAUGGACCAGAGACCCUGGUACUGGCCCCAGUGUCCCAGUACAAACCAGGGACCCCACUACUGAUCCUGGAGAUCCUGGUACCGACCCUGGAGACCCCAGUACUGACCCUGAACCACCCUUUGCAGCAACCUGGAUCCUGCAUGUGGGACCGCAGGGACCAUCAUGGCCCGUCACCCUCCUUGAGCCCACCAAGGGCAACUGUUGGGGCAACAGGGCACCUUUAGACUGCUGGAAAAGGAUUUCCCGUGAAUUCUGUAGAGAAGUGGAUGAACGGACCCCCAGGACUGGGGGACCCAGCUUUGCCCAGUUAGCCCCUUCCCUUGAUGCCUGGUGGAACCGUGACAGGCUGUGGGGGCCAGGCAGCCCUUCCUCCAUCCGUGGGAUCUUCCUAUGCCCCUGCAGUGGGGGGGGUCCUCAGGGGGGUGUCCUGCAGUAGGAGGUUGGUGACCCCUCUGGAUUGUAAAUACUGGACCACCACAUGCAAAUAAAGUGGGGGUUCCUCUGUGGCA
This is a messenger RNA of Hirundo rustica (Barn swallow), 912 nucleotides long. RefSeq names its product transmembrane protein 167B (gene TMEM167B). The transcript has 3 exons. Lineage: Eukaryota; Metazoa; Chordata; Aves; Passeriformes; Hirundinidae. Bases 99 to 323 code for a protein of 74 amino acids. The record is from RefSeq and is a predicted model, not a curated record.